GUUUCUUAUGUAUCUACUUAAUCACAAUCUCAUAUAAACAUAGUUGGUAAUUGUAAUUGAAUGUAGAGAAAACGCCCUAUAUAUAUAUAAAUUGUAUGCAAAGAAAUAACUGACAAGCAUAAACUUUAUCAAAUAUCAGUAAACUCCUCUUCUUAUUCUCAUUAGAUAUCAUGUCACCACACAGAGCUAUUGUGAAAAAUACAAAUCUACCGCCAGAUAUGCAAGAUCAAGCAGUAAAGGCCUGCUUGAAAGCAAUGACAACGUGUAGACAUGAUAAAGAUGUCGCUGCGGCUAUAAGGAAUACAUUUAAUCAAAAGUAUGGACGAACAUGGCAUUGUAUUGUUGGAGGCAGUUUUGGCAGCAACGUGAGUCAUAUCGACACAGGACUGAUUUACUUCUUUAUGGGACAUAAAUCGAUCUUGCUGUUUAGAUCAGAAAAAAGUGAUGUAUGAUAACAAAUAUCAAGUGAAGAAAAUCUCCCAAUUGAUUUUGAUAGAACCUUCAGAUGCUUUCUUUUAGAUCAAAUUACUGAAAAUUUUAUAAAUAUAUUAUGCAUGAAAUUG
This is a messenger RNA of Trichobilharzia regenti, 563 nucleotides long. The record is from the annotation of a GenBank genome assembly. Lineage: Eukaryota; Metazoa; Platyhelminthes; Trematoda; Strigeidida; Schistosomatidae.